Penicillium salamii is the source of this 1353-nucleotide messenger RNA. Lineage: Eukaryota; Fungi; Ascomycota; Eurotiomycetes; Eurotiales; Aspergillaceae. The record is from the annotation of a GenBank genome assembly.
AUGGCGACGCCUUCGCCUCCAAAACCCUGGGAAAGAGCAGGCGCUGGAAACGCAUUAUCAUCAACACCAGUCGCUGGUAACCCAGUUGCUUCAACCGCCAUGACAACCACCAACCCCGCAACAUCGGGUGCCGCCCCCGACCUGCCCGACCGCCCAAGCACUCUCAACUCUGUGGUCAACAGUACCGCCUCAAACUAUUCACCCUACGGGGCCUCGCGACUUGGAACAAGUGCCUAUGGAACAGGAAUGGGUGGGUAUGGCUCGAUGGGUGGCAUGGGUAGUUACUCAUCGCCCUACUCCCGCUUUGGCUCCAUGGGCGGCAUGGGUUCCAUGUACGGUGGCGGCUAUGGUGGUAUGGGUGGUGGCAUGUAUGGAAUGGGCGGCUAUGGUGGUAUGGGAGGCAUGUACGGUGGCAUGGGAGGACAAGACCCCAAUGAUCCCAACAGCCUUACCAACUCCUUUGGCCAGAGCACCCAGGCCACCUUCCACAUGAUCGAAAGUAUUGUGGGUGCCUUUGGUGGCUUUGCCCAGAUGCUGGAGAGCACAUACAUGGCCACCCACAGUUCAUUCUUUGCAAUGGUCUCGGUCGCAGAACAGUUUGGAAACCUGCGCACUACCCUCGGCUCGGCCCUGGGCAUUUUCACAAUCAUUCGGUGGUUCCGGACACUGAUCGCCAAGUUGACGGGCCGUCCUCCACCAGCCGAUGCCACAUCGCUGACCCCCGCCGCCUUUGCAUCGUUCAUGGGCCGAUCGGGCCCCGUCACUCUUCCCGAUGGCUCACCCGCCCCCGCCAAGCCAUCCAAGAAGCCCUUCUUCAUGUUCCUGAUUGCCCUCUUCGGUCUUCCCUACCUGAUGGGCAAGCUGAUUAAGACCAUGGCGCGCUCUCAAGAAGAAGAAGCCAAGCGUCGCCAGCAGCUCGUCGGCCCCAACGGCGAGCCUGGCUCUGCUUCCCUCGACCCAGCCAAGCUGGACUUCUGCCGUCUCCUCUACGACUACACCCCCGAGACUCAAGAGUCCAACGGCAUCGAUCUGGCCGUCAAGAAGGGCGACAUUGUUGCCGUCCUCAGCAAGUCUGACCCAAUGGGCAAUGCCUCUGAAUGGUGGCGCUGCCGUGCCCGUGACGGCCGCGUCGGCUACCUCCCCGGGCCCUACCUGGAGACCAUCCAGCGUCGCCCAACGCAAGCCAUCACAUCCGGCAGCGAGCCCGCAACUCGCACCUCCACCAUGAACGGUGAUAGCGAAGGUCGCACCCAAAGUCUCUCAGCCCUGAAGUCAGAGCAGAAGCCCGAAAUCAAGGGCAAGAUGGGUGAUAUCUCACCCGAGAGUUUCCAGAAGAGCACCUUCUACUCAUAA